CCAACCAAUAAGAUAACUUCCUUCUACACAGAAGAGAAAUUAACGGUGACAAAAUACAAUUUCACGUUAGCGUUUAUGUUGUUAUUUAGACGUUUAUUAACACCCUGGAACACAAACUAAUUUAACGGCACAGCAUCACAUACUUAACUCAGGUAGUCUUUAAUUCACGUUGGAGACAGGACUUGGUCGAUAUGUUAUCUAGGUAACGCUAGCUAGCUGCUAACAAUGGCUAACUGCAAUGGCAACGUUAUGGUUUUUCACACUCAAAUAGCUUCCAUUAUGGAGGUGCUGGCUAACGCAGCUGUGGUAGAGAUCUGUAAACUCGUAGACGACGACUAUGCAGUGUUUCGUUUGGAAAUUUCUCAAAGCCAGAAAGAAAACCGGGGAUUGCGGAGGAAACUACAGCUACUGGAACUGAAGGUGGCACGGGAGCGUCGUCCCAGUAGUGUCAAGAUCCUCGACCGAUACAGAGGAACGACAAGAGGUGAAGGCCACAGGACCUUUGUGAAGCCAGUGGGAUACAAUACAUGGCGAGAUGACCAACCAAUCACUGUUGAUGAGGGGAGUGGAACCUCAACCCAGCAUGUUAACGUGAAAGAGUCUGCAGAUGUAGAGGCUGCAGGUCCUGGAGGAUCGUCUCUGGUCAAGCAGGAGAAGUCUGAAGGAGAGGAGGACCCACGGUACAACCGAGACAUCCACCCUGUAGCCACGGAGGACCUACACACCGCUGCCGCGCCCAAGCAUAGGACACGGCACAGCAUCACGGAGGAGGAGGAGGGUCCAGAGGUGCUGCUGGUGAAGGAGGAGGGGUGUGAGGAGAGUCUGGGGAACCCUGAGGGGACCAUGGUCAUGGAGGACAACCAGACUACACCUCCUCCUGAACCCACAGAGGAACCAGCUGAGCAGCACAGGACCACACACAGUCUCACUGAGUCAGUAGACAUGGAGGAUGGGAAGCCUGAUCUGUUGCUGGUCAAAGAGGAGACAAUAGAAGACGGACUAGAGAGAAUUGAUCUGCUGAGUGGACUAAAGAUGGGGGAGCAAGGUGGUUGGCUGGAGGCUAACAGAGGAGACUGGACGGCCAUCUUGGAUUCCCAGACCCAGACGGGUGCAGUCAAGGGCCCAGGAGACAACAUCACAGAGCAGGCCAGGAACAGACGCGACAUAGUGGAGGCCAGUGGAUGGGACAACGUCCUCAACUCUGGGCUGGGGCAAAACAACCAGAAACAGACAGUCAAACACAAAACAACAACCAAACUUAUUCUCCAAAACAACAGACUGGCUGAGACCAGGGCGAGGGGUAGAUUUGGUCCGCGGGGACGGGGAGGUGUCCAUAUGCGUCAGGAGAGAUCAGACACAGACUCGGCUAGCGAUGCUCCGUCCUGCUCCUAUAGUUGUGAUUCAGAGAGACUGAUUUCGCCUCAGGUUAACCCCCUAACAGGUGCUGCCUUCAGCCUGCCUUCUAUAGGAUCUAUCAACUGGGACAUGGACCCUGCGACAACACAUACUCUCCCUGGCCUUCAUCCUCCUCACACUCUCCUAAUGUUAAACCAGACCUCAGACAAUAUCAGUGCCUCAACACUAAAUGGCUACACAAGCCCAUUGACAAAUGACAGUAGUAGAGACGCCAGUAGAUCCGGUGGCAAAGAGAAGCGCUUCCCGUGUUCGUUCUGUGGGAAAGCCUUCCGUUUCCCCAAACAGGUGGAGAUCCACCAAAGGAUGCACACGGGGGAGAAACCGUUCAGCUGCCACAUGUGUCAGGACAGUUUUUCACACUUGUCCAGCCUGAAGAGGCACCAGAGGGUCCACACAGGGGAGAAACCAUUUGGCUGCCACAUGUGUCGGGCCAGUUUUUCACACUCGUCCAACCUGAAGAGACACCAGAGAGUCCACAGAGGGGAGAAGUCCUACAGCUUACCCAGUGUGAGAAGAGGUUCUCCCACCAGCUGAAGAUGCAGCUGAAGGUCCACAGGAGAGAGGCCGUUUCUUCAUUGUUCUCCUCUAAAUCAGACACUGAUUUAGACCUGGGACACCAGGUGGGUGUAGGGCUGUUAGUUACAGUGACCGCCAUAGCGGCUGUCACGUCUCAUGACAGCGGACAAACUCCACGUGACCAUUUAGUCACUGUAAUUAAGCUUCUCCAAGCUCUCAUGUUGCUGAUGAUCAUUAGUAGCCUACCAAACUUGCUAACUGCCUAGUGCUCAGCACUCUGUUGUCCCUCUUAUCUCUCUAACAUCAAUGCAAAUGUAAUCAAACACUUCAUGAGAGCCUAUGUUGCACAACAUUUCUAUAGACUAUGCAAUUGCUUGAGAAAACAGAGUGAUGGCCUCCAUUUAGAAAGAGGAUCCCAUCAGAUUUCUAUAGGCUAGGCCUACUAUAUUUAUUUCUCAAUUUUCCUAAUACAAGCACAUUGUUUCUCUUUACCACAGGAGUACAGCCUACCUGGCUGGCAUGAACCACGGGAAAAGUGUCCACCAUUAGCUAUUUAAGUGUAUUUUUCCCCCCUGCCCCUGUUUUGAGACGGGUCCAUUCUAAAUCAAAACUCAUUUCACACAUAUUAUUUAGUGUAUGUAAAGACAAGAUUUAUUCAAGAAUAGUCUGAUGGGUGACAAUAUUAGCGUUUCAUUUGUAAAUGAUGCACAGCGUGUGGAGUAAAGCAAGAAACAGCACAUGCCUUUUUCAAAUCAUAGUCACACACCUCAUGUAACCUAGCCCAUAGGCCUAUAUGUUUCGAUAAGGUUUGUAUCACAUCUAAAGUAGCCAAAUAACUUCUUAAAAUGAAGCACAUUAAUCCACGUUACAACAGGUGUAGAGCCUGAGUUUCAAGAUUCUAAAAUGCACCUUUUAUAAUAAAAGGAUUCCAUGCAUAAAAGCUUUUGCUAUGAGAAUGGUGUUUUCCCGCUAAUGGAACAUUCACGCAUUGCUGCACUUAUAAUGUGAAGAAAUAGCCUAAUAGUUAAUUAACAUUUUAAGCUAAACAUCCUGAUCUUUUUCGUCAGCCUCAUUGCUUAAAAAAGGUUUUGAUGCUAGUGGUUGUAUUAAUUUGGGAUCUAUCGCAUCCCACAACUGUCCCAGGCUAUUUCUCGUGCAGAAUAGGUCAACUUUUGUACUAUGGGGGAUAGUAGAUUGACAUAGGCUAGUGCUUUUGCUGUUUUGUUAGGCCUACUCAUCUUGUUGGCUGACGAAGUAAAUGUGGACAGUUCUUCCAAUAUCUUCAAUAUGCGCCUCGGAAUUGGAUAAGAACAUGCGCAGUUGCAUCCCCGACGUGUCCGUCUUCACUUGUAGCCUGUGAGAAAGAGCUGAUCACGUGAUGGAAAACCAUGUGAGUGAGAGGUGCUUCAGAGCACCCAGCCAGAAGGAAAUUAUAAUUAUUAUAUUCAGCCCAAGGGCACAACAGCCACUGGCCGUAAAAUGCAUGGAUUUGUUUUAGGGGGCAUUACGGCCACACAAAGGGGAUGCCGCCGGGAAAUUCUGGGCAUUAUCAAGUGCUUGUAAAAUUUUAAAUGAGAGACUGAUGAAGUGUGUACAGCCUGCACAAAAAAAAAGAAAGCAGAGCUCAUGCCUUUAAUGCACAUUUUUUCAAAUCGUCAUUAGUCACAUCAUGCAGACUUACAAUGUAUUAAAAAUCCUAACAUAUAGCUAAAAGUUUCACAACAUUUACAUAACUCUAAAUAAAGCAUAUAUAAGGAGUACCGGUUUCUUUGUUAACCGCUCUGUAAAAAUGCUUCACUAAUGAAGUGACAACUAUGUCCCUUAGGUUGAUUCUGGUGUUUUAUAGUGAGAAUGCCUUAAUCAACUUGACAAAGUAGUGAAGAUAUGUGUAAUGUUGAACAUUUCCAAAGUAUUGUAAAAUUAAUUUUAUCCAAGCGAGGGUACCAGUUGUACAGAAAAGGUAGGGUUAAAAUAGUGAGUUAUUCCACUUACAGUUUAGCAGACACUCUUAUUCAGAGUGACAGUGCAUUCAUCUUAAAAGCCCAAUGUAUCUGUUUUUAUCUCUAUCAAAUAAUCUCUGGGUAACAAUCGAGUACCCUACUGUGUAGGCUUGGGCGGUAUACCGUGUACUGGGGCAUUUGGAAAUAGGCACGGGAUGUUUUUUCAAUACCAUUAACUAUUUUAUAUAUUUGAAUAUACUUGUCACUUAUUGUUUGUGCAAUAAAAGUAUUGUACUUCAACAUUGAGUGUGACCAUUUUGAUUAAAUGAAAUACAAAAUUGA
Molecule: messenger RNA, 4214 nt
Organism: Oncorhynchus nerka (sockeye salmon)
Lineage: Eukaryota; Metazoa; Chordata; Actinopteri; Salmoniformes; Salmonidae
Exons: 6
Coding region: 226-1950 (574 amino acids)
Source: RefSeq, a predicted model, not a curated record